CUACUAAGUUGAUUGCGAAACGCGCCCACAGUCGUCAAAUUAAGUUGCGCCAGUCCGUGAAGUUGGCUAGUGACUGGAGAUGCAUGGAGUAUAGGGACCGAAACGAACGAGCUGUUCGUACCUCGAUGGUUUUAGUUCGUGCUACAGUGAUUGGAUAGAGUGGGGGAAUUUGGAUGGAUUUUCAAUGCCGGCACGGCGACUGAACUCCACAAUAACAAAAAAAAAAAUGCUCUAGUGAAUUGAAUCAACAAACAAAAUAAAUAAUCUGAAGCCAUUGGAUCCGAGAAAGAAUUGAAUAAUUCACCUGAAUAUAUUUAUGAUAUUCACAUUCAUGGUGCUUAUAGCUAAGAGAAAAACAAGAUAUCGGGAGAAACAUCUGACAGACUAAGCAUUCUCACGAAAUUCAGGGGUGAAUUGAAUGAACCACCAAAAUGGAUGAUCUGGGCUAGGUUUAUGACCGUGGUAACCACCUUCGUGAAGACAUUUACGUACUGUUUGGUCGGAGAUGGGCAGUUGGAGCUGUCUUCUAAUCCGUCCAGCAGUAACGAAACCAGAGUCCUCAACAACACCAACUAUGGCACGUCUGAUCGCUUCAGUCGUUACUCGAGGAGCUCCAGAACGUGGGCAAACAGGGAAGCUGGAAGAGAUAGAUGGACACAUCGUAGACAUCAAUACCCAGAUGGCUAUUCAAAAGGAAAAAAUCAUUGAAAUCUGGAACGGAGGAAAAGAGAUUGAAAACAAAGCACAAAAAUUGUGGCUGAGAUGGAUACUCGCCAACGUCCAGUCUAAACAAAAUAACAAAAAAUGAUGAUGAAAAAAAAUAACAUUUAGAAAUAAUGCAGGAUUAAAAACGAUUGAGUAUAAUGUCACGACAUUUUUUGAAACUGUAUGUGCUGUUGGCAAUUGGGUAGGAGUGGGUCAUGUCAGGGAGUCCAUAGGGGAGUUCCUGAUCCAAAAAGAAGCUGGUGAUGUCUCUUGGAGCAUUCGUUCUCGAGCUAAUCAGUGAAACCGAAUCUUGGACAGAAAGGUGAUUUCGUGGGAUUUUUGAGGUUUCAGUCGCCGUGCCGGCAUUGAAAAUCCGUCCAAAUUCCCCCACUCUAUCCAAUCACUGGAGCACGAACUAAAACCAUCGAGGUACGAACCGCUCGUUCGUUUCGGUCCCUAUACUCCAUGCAUCCCCAAUCACUAGCCAACUUCACGGACUGGCGGAACUUAAUUUGACGACUGUACAUCCUGUUACAUUCAGGCUCUGUCUCUGGCCAUGGACAAUACUGCCGAUCUUCAGUGAACAACCCAACUAACUCUGAAACCACCAUCGGUAAAGAAGAUUCAAUUUUCUUCUCCCCUCCACAAUCGCCAUUUUCCUGUCUCUGACGUUCAAUUCGAUAAUUUCAAUUUUUUUCCAACUCGAAAAAAAACAAUCGAUGAAUCAACCAUUGGUAAUGACUGACGCGUGUGCAACUCGAAAACAAUAAAUGAGUAAACAAAUAUAAGUGUUAUUGAGCUUGGACGGCGACAAUGACAGAUUACUGCGAAGGAAUAAUCGAGUGUUAUUCCAGUGGUGGUUGAUAAGGCGGCUAGUACGGAGAAAUGGGGCCACGGAACUUCAAGACUUGGCCUGAAAAAGCUUGGAAAUAAGUCAAGAUAUUUUUAGCAUUUGUGGCUUAUUGAGGUUCAACUGGGGUGGAAUUGUGUUUUGAGGCUUUGCGACAGUCACAAAUUAUUUACUGAGAAAAAUAUGUCGGGUGGUGAGAGAAAGAAACGUGGAAGUGAUAAGGGACAUGGCUGGGAAGAAGCUGGUGCGGAAUUUUAUCAGGAACGUUAUCCCGCUGCUACCGAGGCGGAUUUGCAGCAGGUGUUGCAGAGAGAUCCCUCGCACAUUGCCACGCUCCUUCCUAGCAAAAAAUCACGUGUUGCUACAGCCAAACGAAUUAGGAAUGAGCCCAGAACAACGCUCAGAAGACGCACCAGCACUCGUUCACGUGGCACAGCACGUACCAGUACAGUACGACGAAUGUCAACAAAUGUUCCUGAUGCUCAGAAUAUGUCAAUGCUCCCAGAUUUAUCCGAGAAUUUAUCGAAUGAGGAACGUACGUGGGAAGAAAUUAUGCAAAUCAAGACGAUGCCCGUCUGCAUGGCACAAAAAAUUCAGCUCAAGAGGCAACUACAGAACGCUACAAAGCUCCGACUACAAGGCUUUGAGCAGCUGAAAUGGCAGCGCAGGAAAGCCUGGCAGCAAUUCCAGAUCCGUCUAAAAGAAGCCUACUCCAAGAUGGAAUUAUGGAGUACUUCCCUCAAGAAGAUCGGUGGAAAUUUCGGUAUGGGAAUCGUGGCAUACUUCCUCUUUAUAAAGUGGUUGAUGUAUCUGAACAUAAUCCUCUUUAUCAUAAUGUUUUGCUUCAUUUCCCUCCCAUCAAUCGUCCUCACCCCCUCCCCUGAGAAUUGCACUGGAAACACCAGCAGCAUCGCCUGUUGCUCGGAGACAUAUCUGAAUGUGUCCCAUGAGACGAGCAACAUAAUCGACAUAAUGCAGGGUGGUAGUCCUCUGGAACGAACAAUCCUCUUCUACGGAGUCUAUACCAACGAAAUAUACGGAAGAUUUAAUGACGAAAUCCACUACAAUCUUCCAUUAGCCUAUAUCUGCACGACAAUAAGCUUUUUUCUCAUAAGUCUAAUCGCAAUAGUUCGAUCAGCAGCCAAAGGAUUCAGAGAACGAGUGACAGAAGGUGAAGGACAAUUUUAUCAGUACUGCAAUUUAAUUUUCGGUGGAUGGGACUUUUGCAUCCAGAACGAAAAGUCAGCUGACAUAAAGCACAAAGCCCUCUACAAUGAGAUAAAAGCGUUCUUAGAAGCUGAACGAUUGGAGGAAGAAAGACAGAAUCGAACGAGAGAGGAAAAUAUUAAACUUUUUCUCGUUAGAUUAAUUGUAAACCUUUUGGUGCUUGCAGUCUUAGCAGCUUGUGGAUUAUUCAUCUAUUACAUAAUCGAUGUUUCCUUUGAUAGAGUCAGCAAUCCAGUCAUCGACUCAUCUGAGGAAACAGGUUACAUCUCUCUGAGGAAAAUAACACAAUUACUCUAUGAAUUUCUUCCUUAUAUCUGCAUCGUUGGGCUCAACGUCAUUGUUCCUUUCUUAUUCCGAUAUCUAGUGGCACUGGAACAUUAUUCUCCACUUUUCGUCGUGAGAUUGACACUAUUCAGGAUUGUGUUCUUACGAUUAGCUUCAUUGGCACUUCUGCUGACGAGUUUGUAUAAGAUCAUUGCUGUUAAAGUGGACGAAGAAAAGUGCACUAAUGUAGAGGGACGACGUCCAGUCUGCUGGGAGACUUUUGUAGGCCAGCAAUUCCUUAAAUUGUAUGUGACCGAUUUGUUCACUCAAUUCUUUGUGACUUUUUUCGUCAAUUUUCCGAGGUCCCUGAUUGCCAGACACACAGAGAACAAAUUGCUGCGGUUCAUUGGAGAGCAGGAGUUUGAUCUGCCUCACCAUGUGUUGGAUAUUGUUUAUUCACAGACUAUCUGCUGGGUUGGGACAUUUUUUGCUCCUCUACUGCCACUUGUUGCAGCUGCUGGGUGCUUCUUAUUAUUUUAUUUCAAGAAGUUUGCAUGUCUGGUUAAUAGCACGCCCUCGAGUCAUGUUUACAGGGCGAGCAGGUCAAAUUCUUUAUUUAUGUUUGUGCUGCUAGUUUCCUUUAUUCUUGUGACUAUUCCUGUGGGGUAUUCAAUCGCUGAAAUCGAGCCUUCGAAAUCGUGUGGACCUUUCAGGGGUCUCGGAACUGUUUGGAGUUUCUUUAUUGGAACUUUCGAACAGUUCCCUGGGUGGAUUCAGUCGGUGCUGUUCUUCCUGGGGACUGCUGGCUUUGGCAUCCCUGCUUUUAUUACUUUAUCAUUACUUCUGUAUUAUUAUUAUGCGGUUUCCAUUGCGAAUAAACAUAUGGUGAUUGUACUGAAGAAUCAACUAGUACUUGAGGGGCAUGAUAAACAAUUUUUGUUAAAUAGACUCAGUGCUUUUAUCAAGCAGCAGCAGGAACAGUCCAAGUAUCAACAAGAUCAGUCGAUUGAUUUAGGGAAUUUUAACUAGAUUUAGAAUUUGCAAUAUGAAAGGUAUAGAUAUUUUCAAUCAAUUCUUUCGAGAAUAUCUUCGAAACGAAUGGCUUUAACGGGAAAUGUUCAAAAAUAUUUCGUGUAGUACUUAAAUGGAAUUUGUCCACAAGAAAGGUCUUUUGGUGACAUCGGAAUCUAUUAUGGAUUAACAUCCUACUACCCUUUCACUAGUAUUUUUGACAGAUAAUUCAUUUCAUCUUAGAUAUUUUUAGCGAAAGAGUCAUCCAUAAAUGAAAGAGAUUUUUUUACAAAUAACAGAAAUAACUGAAACCAAAAAAUUUCGACAUACUUCAACAACGUCAUAGUAUUUUCAAAUCAGUGGAGUUCCUUCAUUUUUUGAAACAGUUGAUGUUUCGCAAUGAGAUCCUAUUUACCAAAUUUACAACUCUCACAUUCUAAUUACACGAUAUACAUAUUGAAUUCUACUACAUUGAAAUGAACAAACUAGAUUUCCCAUAGUACAAUCUGAAUUCCACAUUGGAUUAUUCAAAUUUGUAAAUGUACAAUUUGUUGUGUGCAAUUCGACAGAGAUAAUUUGAGCAUGUGUCAUUCAAUAAAAACGAAAAUCCACCAAUCCAGGCCCGAGUUACAUGCAUUUUGUGUGUUUCUUGAAUUGCACAUGAAUUAUGUAUGUCGAAUAGCAUAAAAUAAAUUAAACAUUUUCUAGCAUAAACGCUACACCGUACAAUUCAAAUUGCCUAAUACAAUUUAGUUGAAUUAAAAAUGGACAACUUGCAAUUACAAUGUGGGAUUUAAAUAUCCUAUAGACAAAGUCUUAAUGCAAAACACCCUAUGUAUCAAAACAUGAACGAAAACGAUGGUAUUGUGACGUUUGGGCGUUUUUUCCGAUGGGUUAAAAAAUAAUCUAACAACCAACGAUGAGAAAUCCUCGGGUCGCCAAGCUGACCCUCUGCUUCGGCUAAGUGCUCCGGUCGAGCUCACGAGGAGUUCGCUCACUUUAAGGAUGUAAAUUGGGAGAAUAAACUCGGGAUAAAUGUCUUUAAAUAAGAACACCGCUCGAAUGAUUAAAUGAUAAUAUAAUAAGUGAUCCUUUUAACGUUAUACAAGACAACGUAAUAAACCGGGUUCAGUGUAACGCGUUAUUAAAAUUAUUCAAAAGUUCUCAGCGGAAGGACCGACUAUCCUGUUUCGCCUCUGCCCGUGAUCUGCCUCAAUUUUGGAGCUGUAACUAGUUGCUAACCCAAAACUGCAAAUUAAGCAUUCUCACGGUUUUAAACUAAGACAGCCAUGCUGCUGUCAUUGACGGUCUCCACACAGUCAAACAGUUCCUGAACGGAAACUGGACUCAGGUAACACCGUGAGACUGCUUAGGUAAGGCAGUCAGUGUCUGAAGAAACUGAAAUUCUUUCAGUUUCUAUCCACUUGAAAUAAAAUGGAAAAUAUUAUUUCCUAAAAUAAAAUAACCGACGUAUAGACUGGGUCCAUACGUCACAGUAUGCAACAGGUAAUUUUGCCAGAAAAAUGUUAUGAAAAUAUACGAAAUUUUCCAUUCUCCAUUUCUUUGCAAUUUUUUUAUUGAUUAAACUCAUAAAAAAAUAUCUUGCCGGAUACAGAGUGUAAAUCGAAAAAAAAUCCCAUGGAGAAAUUAAAUGAAGCGAUAAAUUACGCUUUUCGGAACAAUGAAAAAUACAUUUUCAAAGUGAUAAUACCAAGGACCUAUUUUGCACACUAGGAUUAACGAUAAUAUCCAUGUAAUUUAAUUCAUUAAAUUUGUAAAUAAUUUGAGAAUUGAAUUCAUAUACUCACAUGAGCAGUUGGACGGCUGAUUACAACUGAUACAAGGCUUUAAAUAUCUAGUGAUAUCAAUCGAAGAGAACUAGAGAAAUAUAGAAUUCAUGAUCUCAGAUUUAUCAGAAUAAUAACGAAAUACCAUGAACUUUAUGUGCAAUAUGUGACGAUAUUUAUUAUUAAUGAAAAUAAUAGUAUAUUUCUA
Diachasma alloeum is the source of this 6052-nucleotide messenger RNA. RefSeq names its product transmembrane channel-like protein 7. NCBI's taxonomy places the organism in Eukaryota, Metazoa, Arthropoda, Insecta, Hymenoptera, Braconidae. The transcript is spliced from 8 exons. Gene Ontology annotation, molecular function: mechanosensitive monoatomic ion channel activity. The record is from RefSeq and is a predicted model, not a curated record. Bases 1739 to 4075 code for a protein of 778 amino acids. Gene Ontology annotation, cellular component: plasma membrane.